Messenger RNA from Erythranthe guttata (spotted monkey flower), 1579 nucleotides. RefSeq lists its product as uncharacterized. Lineage: Eukaryota; Viridiplantae; Streptophyta; Magnoliopsida; Lamiales; Phrymaceae. The record is from RefSeq and is a predicted model, not a curated record.
UAGGCAAGGCUAACUCUUCUAGUAAUAAUAGUCAUAGCAAAAUAAAAGUUGACUACCAUCUUAAUAUAUAUAUACUAGUUCUACACUUUAUUAAUUUGCUCAAACAUAAUAUCUUGCAACUACAAGCCAAGUCAAAUAAAAAAAAAGAUAUGGAUUCAGCUGCCCGAGGCGGCGGCGCUGGUGGUUCUAACUCUAAAGACGGUGAGGACAUCCUCGAGUCUGGUGGUUACCGCCAGGACAACCACCACGACUCGAGCAUUCACCACCAGUAUUUCUCUAGCACGGCCGUUAAAAGUACGUUGAUAUUCAUGGUGGUGGGCGUUACGUGCCUUGUUUUGAUCAAUCAAUCCGGAUAUCCUACGCAGUUAUUUAGGUCUUAUUCAUUUUCGGGGCCUAAGGAAUUUAAUAAUAAUACUUCAGGAAAUAUAUCUUCGCCGUCUUGCGAUAAUCGUGCUGCCGUCGUAAAUGUUUCUUCUCCGGCAAAUGAGGAGAAUGAAUUGGAGAAAACACUAAAAUCAGCAGCAAUGAAGGACAACAAAACAGUGAUAAUCACAACCCUAAAUGCAGCAUGGACAGAGCCGAAUUCGAUAUUCGAUUUGUUUUUAGAGAGCUUUAAAAUCGGAAACGGAACUCAAGAUCUAUUGAAGCACGUAUUGGUUGUCGCGUUGGACCAAAAGGCGUACUCUCGUUGUUUGGAAGUGCAACUUCACUGUUACGCCCUCACCACCGAAGGCAUCGACUUUUCAGGGGAAGCGCAUUUCAUGAGCGAGGAUUAUUUGAAGAUGAUGUGGCGUAGGAUCGAUUUUCUUCACACCGUUCUUCAGUUGGGAUACGAUUUCGUUUUCACGGAUGCUGACGUAAUGUGGCUAAGGAAUCCAUUCGAAAGAUUCCAUCCGGACGGCGACUUCCAAAUCGCGUGCGACCACUACUGGUUCAACUACACCGACGUGAACAACUCACCGAACGGCGGGUUCAACUACGUGAAGUCGAACAAUCGGACCAUCCAAUUCUACAAAUUCUGGCACACGGGUCGAGAGUAUUUCCCCGGGAAGCACGACCAGGACGUGCUGAAUGCCAUAAAAAUGAACCCGUUUAUUAAACGGAUCGGGUUGGAGAUGCGGUUCUUGGAUACGGCCGAGUUCGGCGGGUUCUGCGAACCGAGCAAAGAUCUGGACCGGGUCGUCACAAUGCAUGCGAAUUGCUGCAUUGGGAUGGAGAACAAGAUCCAUGAUAUUAAAAUGGUGAUUGAUGAUUGGAAGAGGUAUAAUAUCUCGAUUCCUAUUGGUGGAGAGAGGAAUGUCAGUACUAGGUUUUGGACUGUUCCUCGGUUUUGUGGCUGAAUAAAAUAAUAAUUAAUAAAAAAAAAAUAUUGAUUAUUUAUUUGAAUGAUUAGUUAAUUAGGUGGUAAUAAUGUUGAUUUUAAGCUAAAUUGUGCACACAUUUAGUAGUAAUAAAUUCAAUAUUUCGGUUUCCUUUUGGGUUGGAAUUAGAGAUUGUAUAUUAUAUAGGAUUUUUUUGAGCAAAUAUGGGAUGCGGCAAAUGUUGUUUCGGUGCUAAUAAUAUUGUUUCAACUUCAACG